Molecule: messenger RNA, 4308 nt
Organism: Dromiciops gliroides (monito del monte)
Lineage: Eukaryota; Metazoa; Chordata; Mammalia; Microbiotheria; Microbiotheriidae
Gene: CSNK1A1
Product: casein kinase 1 alpha 1
Exons: 11
Coding region: 603-1700 (365 amino acids)
Biological process (GO): negative regulation of canonical Wnt signaling pathway; signal transduction; peptidyl-serine phosphorylation
Cellular component (GO): nucleus; cytoplasm
Molecular function (GO): ATP binding; protein serine/threonine kinase activity
Source: RefSeq, a predicted model, not a curated record
CGCUACCGGCGUGAGACGAGGCUCACACCAAUCUAGUUCCUUCCUCUCGUCACCCACCGUGUCUCGCGCCCGGCGAUCCCCUUCCCAGGGUCCUUUGCGCCGUGAAGAAGCGGCUUCUGUGGGCUGGGGGCAUUUUGUGUCGGCUGUAGCCGGAGGAACAAGAUGGCGGCGUCGGCCGAGUGACCGUGGUCCUAGCGGGCGGGACCCGGCGGCGGCGCUGGCAGCAGUUGGGCCACCCCGACUUACUGCGCCUUCUUCGACUCAGGACGUCGCCCUGAACCCGCGGGGGAUCUUUUAACGGGGGAGGGGGCACUCGGGAGAAGCAGCCCGGCCUGGAACCACGACCCUCCUGGGAGCCUGAGGAGGGAGAAGCCGGAACUCCGCGCGUCGGCAGAAGCGACAGGCUCCCACGGGGCGCCUCAACGUCUUCUUAACCCGGGGAAAGGGCCUCUUUUAUUUAUUUAUUGGGGAAAAAAUAUUGAGUGCCACCAUCUCCGGUCCCAGGAAGCUCGCGCCUGGUGGGUGAGACCCGCCCGGUCCUCGUCCUUCCCCCUUGGCCCCGGGACCCCCAAGGUCCCCGUCUUCCCUUUCCCGCCGCCAGGAUGGCGAGCAGCAGCGGCUCCAAGGCCGAAUUCAUUGUCGGAGGGAAAUAUAAACUGGUGCGGAAGAUCGGGUCCGGCUCCUUUGGGGACAUCUAUCUGGCCAUCAACGUCACCAACGGAGAGGAAGUGGCAGUGAAGCUAGAAUCUCAGAAGGCCAGGCAUCCCCAGUUGCUGUACGAGAGCAAACUCUAUAAGAUUCUUCAAGGUGGGGUUGGCAUUCCCCACAUACGGUGGUAUGGUCAAGAAAAAGACUAUAAUGUUCUAGUCAUGGAUCUUCUUGGACCGAGUCUUGAAGACCUCUUCAAUUUCUGUUCCCGCAGGUUCACUAUGAAAACAGUACUUAUGUUAGCUGACCAGAUGAUCAGUAGAAUUGAAUUUGUGCAUACAAAGAAUUUUAUACACAGAGACAUUAAACCAGAUAAUUUCCUAAUGGGUAUUGGGCGUCACUGUAAUAAGUGUUUAGAAUCUCCAGUGGGGAAGAGGAAAAGAAGCAUGACUGUUAGUACUUCUCAGGACCCAUCUUUCUCAGGAUUAAACCAGUUAUUCCUUAUUGACUUUGGUUUGGCCAAAAAGUACAGAGACAACAGAACAAGACAACAUAUACCAUACAGAGAAGAUAAAAAUCUCACUGGCACUGCCCGGUAUGCCAGCAUCAAUGCACACCUUGGCAUCGAGCAGAGUCGUCGUGAUGAUAUGGAGUCUCUAGGAUAUGUGUUGAUGUAUUUUAAUAGGACCAGCCUGCCCUGGCAAGGAUUAAAGGCUGCAACAAAAAAACAAAAGUAUGAAAAGAUUAGUGAAAAGAAGAUGUCCACUCCUGUUGAAGUUUUAUGUAAGGGGUUUCCAGCAGAAUUUGCCAUGUAUCUAAACUAUUGUCGUGGACUACGCUUUGAAGAAGCACCAGAUUAUAUGUAUCUGAGGCAACUAUUUCGUAUUCUUUUCAGGACUCUGAAUCACCAGUAUGACUACACAUUUGAUUGGACAAUGUUAAAGCAGAAAGCAGCCCAGCAGGCAGCCUCUUCCAGUGGGCAGGGUCAGCAGGCCCAAACCCCCACAGGCAAGCAAACUGACAAAACCAAGAGUAACAUGAAAGGUUUCUAAACAUGAAGAGGAACAGAUGAAGCAGAGCAGAUGAUCAGAGCAGGACUUGUUACUCCCCAAAUCUAGAAAUUUUAGUUCAUAUGUACACGUACCAGUGGUUGUGGGCAACCAUUUACUUGGUGUAAAGAACUUAAUUUCAGUAUAAACUGGCUCUGGUCAGCUUUGGUGAUGCUGCAUCCUGAGUUGUAGCCGCUGUAAUUGUGAAUAUUAACUGAGAUAGUGAAACAUGGUGUCCAGUUUUCUAUUGCAUUUUUUCAAGUGGAAAAGUUAACUAAAUGGUUGACACACAAGUGGUGGAGAAAUUGUGCAUAUGCCAAUUUUUUGUUACCUUUUAUUUUGAACUACACUGCUUUGAGAUCGUUUCAGAAGAACGGCAUGAACAGUUUUCAACUACAGUUGUGAUAAUUGUAAAUGUUCACAAUUGUGCACUCUUAGGGUUUUUUUCCUUCCUAGGGUUUGAAAGUUGUAAACUUACACAUUCUUAAAAUUGUUGGCUUCUGUGUGCAAAUCAGCUGACAUGGUAGCAACCAAAGAUUCCAGUUUUUAAGCAUAUGAAAGACUCUGCCUGCUUAACUGUGCUAGAAUUAACAGCAUCUAAAAGUGAAGACUUAAGAAAAACUUAGUGACUACUAGAUUAUCUUUAGGACUCUGCAUUAACUCUAUAAUGUUCUUGGUAUAAAAAAGAAAAACAACAUAUUCGUCACAGAAAUUUAGUUAACAUCUUACAACUAAACCUGUAUGUAAGUUGCUUAGAUCAAUGUAAUCACUGUAAACAUCUAUAUGACCUGGGAUUUUGUUUUUAUUUUGAAAUGGGAGCUUUUUUUGUUUACAAGUUCAUUAAAAACUAAAAAAAUGUUUCUGUAAAAAAAAAAUUUUUUUUUAAAGAAAUGCCUUGCUAAUUCAUUUAUAGAAUCAACAUCUCCCCAGUUUUUUUAAUAGACUACUUGACGGCCAUUGUUAAAUAAGUCAUAUUCUUUUGCAAAUCAUUUUAGAUUUAGUGUUGUACCUCUUCCUCUUUUUUUUAAAAAAAUAAAUUUUGUAUUUUUUUUCCUCAAGGGAGAAGGCAUUCUUGACUUUUUUUUUUUUUUUUAAGUUCUUGCAUCAAUGCCUAGUAGUGCAACUGCAGGACUGGUGUUGGUAGCUCUAGUGUUGCCAUUGACUAAACAGCUGGACUGAUUUGUGUUGUUCCUUUUGAAAAUAAGAAUGGAAGUGUUAAAGGGUUUGCAAACGAAGGAGAUUUUCUUUCAAAUUCUUGUGAAGUGGCUAUGACCAGAUUGUUUAUUGUGUUAGAUUGCCUCACACUGUGGUGUUCUCAUGAUUACUAUCCCCAGCCCUCCAAGGCAGCCUGUGUGAGUGCUUUUUCCAGCUUAUUUGUAAAUUUUCUUUCUCUUUAUCUCUGACCCAGUGGAAAGAAAAAAAAUUGAUUGCUGGUAAUCCUUUAAACAGUGUAAUUUAUUCAUUUAUAGCAUGUCAGAAUAAAUUAAAAAAAAAAACAUUGUCUGAAAAUGCUACCAGAUGCCUAUGUGUAAAUGUGGUGUUUUGUACAUUAACUUUAAGACUGUAAAUUUACCGACGUUAAGGUUUAGUUUUGUGCCCUUUAAUUCCAAUUUAGUUUUUUUUUUUAAUUUGAAAACUGCCUUAGCAAUAAUUUCAUGAUUGCCACAUUCAGCCAUUAAGGUGGUAUGUGUGUAUAUGCAUAUACAUACAUAUAUAUGUAUAUAUAUGUGUGUGUAUAUAUAUAUAUAUAUAUAUUAGACUUCAAUACUGCAAGCAUCUUAAUAAAUGAGCUCUUGGGGGUAGUCAGCUUAUUGUAAUGAUUCUUUUUUCCCCUAGCCUUUCUAGCUUGUUACGGUGUUAGUUGCUUUAUUAAUAAACCCUUUUUUGGUACUUUAGCUAGAAAUUGGACUCAUAAAGCUAUUUUAAAGUAUGGUUUGUGUAAAAGAAAAGAAAGAAAAAGUUUUGGCUUGGUUAAUGAUUUUACCAAGUUGAGCUUCCUCUGGCAAAUAUUUUCCAGUGCUUUUAUUUACUAUGCACUUAGACUAUGCACUUUUUCUGAAAUAUUUUUGUAACACUUAAACCUUUUUGUAUUUUUGCCAUUUGAAAAGGUUGUGGUGUAGUCCGUUUGUAAUUAAGUUACAGAUUUGACUGUUUAGCUUUGUAAAUCCAAAUGUAGGUAUUUGUCCUGAGUGUAUUGUCAUUCCAUCUGCAGCUGGAGCUGGAAUCCCAUUCAUCUUCUAGCUACCAUUCCUUUUCUUCAUAGUUUGACAAAAGAAGAAUUUGAAAUUCAGUGAAUGCACUAACAGAUGCUGACUGGAGAGGAAUCUCAUUUGAACAAAAUGUAAAUUACGCUUUUCCACUAAAAUGAUGGUACAAGUUGAAGACAAGACACUCUGAAAUUGGACAACCUGACCACUUUUGGCUCCACAGUGGCUUACUCAGCUGAACUCUAGGUUAUUUCUACUUUGUUCACCCAUUGGAGGUGCUGUUUAAAAAAUGUUGGGAGAUGGCCAUUCUAACUAUUGUUUGAAUGUCUCUGUUUUGGGAAGAAAUAACAAGCAAAUAAAAGUGGAGGGAGAGACUGGUUAUCUCUUCCCCAUAUUAUUGUGGA